This is a messenger RNA of Mucor velutinosus, 3534 nucleotides long. Its product is annotated as Bifunctional purine biosynthesis protein PurH. Gene Ontology annotation, molecular function: guanyl-nucleotide exchange factor activity. The record is from RefSeq and is a predicted model, not a curated record. NCBI's taxonomy places the organism in Eukaryota, Fungi, Mucoromycota, Mucoromycetes, Mucorales, Mucoraceae. The transcript is spliced from 8 exons. Bases 1 to 3534 code for a protein of 1177 amino acids. Gene Ontology annotation, biological process: intracellular signal transduction.
AUGAGUCUACCACCACAAACGAUUGCUGCAUCAAACAACUUAAGCGAAAAGAAGCCGAGAUUAUUACAAAGAAACAGCAGCCAAUUACUUCAACAUGCUACAUUAAAAUUCGGCCUAAGAAGGUCACUUACAACUGCAUCGAGGACUCAGCAGCAACCACAGCAACAAUCACCACAACAACCAUACAUCAAGCCAAGGCCUUCCACAUCAUCUGUGUCAUUCUCGACGCAUACGAAUUUACUGACGAACGGAAACACUAAGCGCUACAAUCGUCAUGUCCAGGAUAAUGUGCCGCAAUCUGCUGCAAACAGCUUUGCAUCUGAUUCAGUUACCAGUCAAACCCUAUCUUCUUAUAAUUCAACCACUACACCGCCAUUGACAUUUACAAACAAAAGUAAAAUGACUGCAUUGUAUCAAGAUAAGGCCAACAACAGACUGUUGUCUGCUAUACCCGAGAAUAAGCAGCAGGGUGCGUUCAGGAUGUACAGUAACACUGCUACUGCUACUGCUACUGCUUCUACAUCAGGUUACUACCGAGCCUUUUUAUCUAGCAUCGCCUUUGAACUGAAGAGACGCAUUAUCACGAAUGACAGAAUCAAAAACGACAUCGAGUACAACAAUGUGUUUGAUGGAAAAGAGGCCAUUGACAAAUUGAAAGAGAUUCUCGGUACAACAGAUCGUUCACUUGCAUUGCGAGUAGGCAGAGCAUUGGAGGCACAACGGUUCUUUCAUGAUGUCAAUUAUGAAAAUAGACUCAUUGAUGACAUUAUCGAAAUUUAUCAAUUUAAUCAAGUCUUAUUCCACAGCAACAAUCGAAGCUCAAGUACCACGAGUACGACAAGCAGUAACAGCAGCGGUUGGGACAACUCUUUUUCGGUUACUUCGACCAUUAUUGGAAACUACGCUAGUGAAGAUGAGGCAGAAGAGGAUGACGAUCAUGAUUCACUUCAUACCGACACCACAGCAGCCACAAGCACGCACUCUCCAAGUCAUAGUCAACAACAGCAACAGCAACAACAAGGCCAGCAUCAGCAGCCGCACAAUCACAACAGCAAUAGCCAUUUGCUACUGCCCAACGGUAUUUAUACAGAACUCACUCAUUGCUAUACUCCCACUUGUGAUAAUAUACAUCCGUGUUACAGUUACACCUGUCCCAAAAGAGAAAGACUGAGAAAAAGGCCUCAUAGUGUAGACACCAGAGAGAAACGAGUGACGGCCUACAUUUACGAAGUUGAGAAACAUCAGCAGCUAUGGAGUCAAACCAUCGACGACUACAUUGUGCUUUCUACGCCUGCGACAGAACGAAAGCGACAAGAAACCAUCUUUGAGUUGAUUUACACAGAAGAGAAUUUUUUGAACGACUUGGACUAUGUGAUCAAAAUGUGGAUGGAGCCCCUCAAGAACAGCGACAUUAUCCCUAUACAACGCCGAGAGCGAUUCCUGGACAAGGUCUUUUCAAAUCUCAUAGACAUUCGUAACAUUAGUACUGCAUUAACACUAGCACUUCGAGCAAGACAAUCUCAACAUCCUAUUGUGUCACAAAUAAGCGAUAUCAUGGAACGUUUUACAACUGAAUUUGAACCGUUUGUCUAUUACGGUGCUAGACAACAUCAGGCUAAACAUGUAUACGAACAUGAGAGAUACAACAAUCCUAAAUUUGCACUAUUUGCCGAGCAAACGGAAAGAGACGCUUCAUCGAGAAAAUUAGAGCUGAAUGGCUACCUCACAAAACCCACGACUCGCCUUGGCAGGUACACGCUGCUGCUGGACAAGAUACACGCUCGCACAUCACCCAAUCACCCCGACAAGGAUAAUAUACCACGCAUCAUCAAUGCCAUCAAGCAGCUAUUGCAGAGAGUGAACAGUGCGGCUGGAGCAGCCAAGAACCGAUUUGAUUUGGAGCAGAUACAUCGCCAUUUAACAUUUAAAAAUAAAAGAGAUAUCAUGGAUCUGCGCCUUCUGGAUCAAGGCAGAAGCAUUAUAAAGCAAGGCACGCUAAGAAAGACAGCAAGCAUGGAUUCAACAGAGUAUCAGGUCAUUUUGUUUGAUCAUUAUCUGGUGACUGCAAAAGUCAAAGUGCUGAAUGCAGUGGAGCAUUACUGUGUUCAAAAGAGGCCUAUUCCCAUUGAAUUAUUAGGUGUCAUCCUGCCGCCUUUGCCAGACCUCUGUACAUUGCAACGAAAGAAAUCGACUGGCACACUGUUCUUUUCUUCGCUGGCAUCACCAGCACCUGCACAUACGCCUAGCAGUAGUAACAACAACAGAAUAGCUCCCAGCACUGCACACAACCAAAUCCUGGAUAGUGGCCCCAAACAGGGCGCACCUAUUACACUCUUUCAUCAAGGCAGAAAUGUGGAUAGUAUGUAUACGUUGUAUGCCCCAACCGAGCACAACCGAAAGACAUGGAACGAGAUUAUACAAAAGCAGCGAGAAAUCAAGCUUAAACGACAGCCUCUAUUCGAUAUAGUGGACAGUGUCAAACGAUAUGAGUUUUUUGCAGAGAUUAGAGCCCACCACAUGGUGAUAUUUGAUCAGGGGCAAUCCUAUUUACUAGCGACAGACGGUGGGCUUUACAUUGGCCCGAACAAUGGCACAGGCAUACCACGCAAGAUUUUACCGCUAGAGAAAGUAUAUCAAGUGCAUGUCCUGGAAGACUACCAACUGUUGCUUGUGCUAGCGGAUCACAUACUAUGGCAAUACCCGCUGGACAUUACUAUCAAUGGCAGACCUGAUGGAAGUCAAAGUAUACAGCAUUUUGGAAGAAAAAUACGAUCCAACGUCUCAUUUUUUCAUGUGGGCGAGUGCUUGGGGCAAACUCUGAUCUGUGUGCCCAAGUCGUCCUCUGUUAAUGGCACUGAAAUCGAUCUGUAUGAGCCCUCCAUGCCAAAAACCGAGAUGAAAAAGAAGAGUCUGUUGGGCAGACUGUCCAUCCGAUCCACCAGCUCACUGUCACUGAUCAACACACAGGUAACCCAUCUCAAGCCAAUCUACAGCCCCUGCGAUGUGUGGGCUAUUGACAAUACCCGUUCCAUGCUGCUACUGACUACGCCUGUGGGUAUCAUUGCGGUGGAUAUGAAGACAAAAAAAGCGGAUCGCUUACUGGAUCCGUCAGACAAAUACUUGGAGUUUAUCACUCGACAUGAAAAGGUCGAUGAGCAAAUCAAGAUGAAUCCGGUAAUAAAGCGUAUUGCCGUGUUUCCAGUGCCAAAUGGAGACUAUCUCAUUUGCUACGACAGAUUCGCGUUUUACAUUGACAGAAAGGGUAGACGCUCUCAGCACAAGUUCAAGAUUGAAUGGGAAGGGCAUCCGACAGCCUUUGCAUUCCAUUAUCCACACGUGAUUGCAUUUGAACAGCAAUUCAUCGAAAUUAGAAGUGUCAUUGACGGACAUUUACAACAAGUAAUACAAGAGAAAAACGUUGAUUGUUUACAAAAUGGACACAAGUCCAAAGAAGCGCUUAUAUUAGGCACCAUGUUGGAUAGAUCAAACCCUCUCUACCAGCAAAUAUUCCAACUACAGCCAAUUUCACAAUGA